Aspergillus pseudoviridinutans is the source of this 1281-nucleotide messenger RNA. RefSeq lists its product as uncharacterized. Gene Ontology annotation, cellular component: fungal-type vacuole membrane. The coding region runs from base 1 to 1281 and encodes 426 amino acids. Lineage: Eukaryota; Fungi; Ascomycota; Eurotiomycetes; Eurotiales; Aspergillaceae. Gene Ontology annotation, molecular function: transmembrane transporter activity. Gene Ontology annotation, biological process: transmembrane transport. The record is from RefSeq and is a predicted model, not a curated record. The transcript has 4 exons.
AUGGCUUCCGCUAAACCUCCAUCUGAAAGUCUCCAAGCCAUCCCAACUACAGUUUCAGUUUCACAUCACAGACACCAAAAUGUUGCCAAGGACGGACACGAGGACGUGGGCGCUUGGCUGCAGGCGUUAGGUGCCUUUCUCGUUUACACAGCAACAUGGGGUCUGUUGAGUGCCUAUGGAUCGUACGAUAGUUUCUAUGAAACAACCCUGUUGUCUCCCACGCCCUCGACCACAAUUUCUUGGGUCGGCACGCUACAGGGUGUCAUUCUCAUCUUGGGGGGCGUCGUAACGGGGCCGAUCUUCGAUCGUGGAUAUAUCAGGGAGCUCUUAAUCAUAGGCACAAUAACCACAGUAGUAGGCGUCAUGAUGUUGAGCUUAGCCCGCGAGUACUAUCAGAUCCUCCUGACACAGGGCGUUUGUGUCGGUAUCGGAAGUGCAAUCCUAUAUGUGCCCAGCAUCAGUCUCGUUGCAUCGAGGUUUCAACAACGUCGCCCGCUGGCCAUGUUCAUUGCUACCUCCGGCACCGCAGUUGGUGGGAUAAUCUACCCUAUCAUGUUCUCGAGACUCCAGCCCAAGCUCGGCUUCCCGUGGGCAACUCGAGUUCUCGGCUUCGUGACACUGGGUGAACUAAUUAUAGCGAUGGCAAUUAUAUUACCCAACACCAAGAGCAAGGCUCCACAUAAUGUCCGCUCCCUUCUGGAUCCCACCGCAUUCCGCGACCCAGCGUUUAUGGCCUUUUGCGUAGCUCUAUUCCUCAUGUGGAUCGCCUACUGGGUCCCCCUUUUUCUACUCCCCACCUUUGCCCAGUUCAAAGCCGGCGCAAGCUCAAAUCUAGCGUUCUAUGUCCUAGUCAUCUGUAAUGCAUCAACAAUUCCUGGCCGGUACCUGGCGGUGCCACUGUCAAACCGACUGGGGCCCGCGCUCACCAUGGCCGGCUUCGCGCUGGCCUCCAGUAUCCUCCUCUUCGGCUGGAUUGGUGUUAAAUCAGUGGGUUCCACUAUCGUCUGGGCGGUGCUCAUUGCUUUGUUCAUGGGGCCACUAGCAGUUCUAUAUCCGGUUAUUGUGCCUCAUCUUUCGCCAGAAAAAGACCUCGUCGGGACCAGGAUUGGUAUAUCAUCGGCUGCGGCGGCGCUGGGGACUUUAGUCGGCUUUCCGGUUACAUCUGCCUUGAAUGACACUGAGACGGAGGUAUUCUGGAAGAGCCAGUGUUUGAAUGGUUGUUGCAUGUUUGGUGGGGCUGUUCUGAUGAUAUACGUCUAUUAUAAGAUGCCCAGAACUUGA